UAGCUCCUUCGGCAACUUUUCAGCUGCCUUGAACUUCUUUCUCCGAAGAGCCGCUGCCGCGAGCGGCCAUCGUGAUGCGCUUUCCCCAACCGGCUCGGCGCUGUACACCGUCCUCCUCGGAAGAUCCAACCAGACAAAGGGAGAGCUGGUAAAAAAGAUUUGGAGGAACGCGCCUUUCUUGCAAUACCAGGAUCUGCAAUGGAUACAAGGAAGCUUUUUGUGAACUUUGCCCUUUGCUUAGCAUUCUUUCUGGCUUGUGAGGGGAAUUCGGAGAAAGGCAAUGGAUCCCUUUUACACUUUACUUAUCCUCUUUAUAACACUUCAAUCUAUGAAAACUCAGCACCCAAAACUUACAUGGAGAGCUAUGUCAAAAUGGGUAUAUACAUCGCAGAUCCAGCAUGGGAUAUCAAAUAUCAAAUAGUUUUUGGGGAUACUAGUGGUCUCUUUAAAGCUGAAGAAUAUAUUGUUGGAGACUUCUGUUUUUUGAGAAUUAGAACCAGAAGUGGUAACACUGAUCGGUUGAACAGAGAGUUCAAAGACAAGUAUCUUUUAAUAAUCCAUGCCAGAGAGAAAACAUUUGCCUACGAGACAUGGGCCAAAGUGCUGGUCCAAAUUCUUGACAGAAAUGACCUAAAGCCUCUAUUCUCACCCCCUUCUUAUAAAGUGACAGUUGAAGAAGACACACCUCCGAAAACUACAAUUGGUUGGGUCAGUGCCACAGAUGCUGAUAUUGGUCAGAAUGCAGAGUUCUAUUAUAUGCUAAGCACAAGGUCACAAUUAUUUACCAUUCAUCCCACCAGUGGAAUAAUCAUGAGUGCAGUGAGACUGAAUGCUACCCACAGAGGGAAGCACCAGUUAAAGGCCUUGGCUGUGGACAGAAUGAGGAAGAUCUCUGAAGGAAAUGGUUUUGGAAAUAUGGCCAGUCUUACCAUCCUGGUGGAACCAUCUACCAGGAAACCCCCUGUUAUUGCUUCAGUGAAGCCAGUUGAUUCUGCUGAAGAUCUCCUUUACGCUACUUUAAGUGUAAAAACUGAUGGCUCAGGAGCUGGGGUGGAUGCUGUUGAUAUUGUGGAUGGAGACCCAAGAGGGCAUUUCAGAACUGUAAGAUCAUACAUGGGAAGUAAUGACUUCAUGAUAGUAUCAGACAAAGAGAUCAAUUGGAGCAACAGUCCACGUGGUUUCAAUCUCAGCUUGCAGGCUAAAGACAAGAACAAGCCACCUCUUUUUUCCCAGACUGUAUUUGUUCAAAUACAACCUUCUAAAUAUACCUCUGCCAAAUUUGAAAAAGAUAGUUAUCAAGUCCAACUCAAUGAAUUUGCGCCCCCUGGAAGUCAUGUUGCCAUGGUUCAAAUUACUCCAGUUCUCCAAAAUGUAAAAUAUAUGCUGAAACUAAAUUCUGAUAGCAUUAACUUUAAAAUCAACCCACAAACUGGUGUGAUAACUACAGCAAAAAGAAUAGAUUUCCAUAAACAGUCUCAUUUUGAAUUUGAAGUUACAGCCACCUAUAGACAUCUUUCUACCACUGUUAUUGUUGACGUUGUUGAUUGCAACAAUCAUGCUCCUAGCUUUACCCGAUCUUCAUACCUCAGUAGUUUUGAUGAAAAUCUGCCUCCUGGCUCAAGUGUUCUCUCAGUAAAGGCUACAGAUAGUGAUAGUGGGGAGAACGGCUUCGUUACAUAUAAUAUAGCCAAUCAGAAAACGGUUCCCUUUGUCAUUGACCCAUUUACAGGCAUCAUAUCUACUACCAAAUUAAUGGAUUAUGAGUUAAUGCAGAGGUUGUAUUAUUUGCGCAUCUGGGCAUCAGAUUCAGGAUCUCCUUUUCGUCAUCAGACUGAUGUUUAUGUUUCCCUCUUUCUGAAUAACCUAAAUGAUAAUGUGCCAGUAUUUGAGAAGAUUAAUUGCAAUGGAAGCAUUCCAUGGGAUUUACCUAUUGGGCACUCUGUGUUCACAGUUUCAGCCAUUGAUAGGGAUGAACUAAAUCCCAUAAAAUAUGAAAUCAAGUCUGGCAAUGAAGAACAGUUUUUUGAAUUGAAUCCGGUGUCUGGUGUUAUUUCCCUGAGAGCACAUUUCAAGGAUUUCCACUACCACUCGCUCCUACCGAUUUCCUAUGCUCUCAAAAUUAGCGCUACUGAUGGAAAUAAUUCUGCAUCCCCAGCAUGUAUAAAUAUUACUGUGGUCAAGCAAGAAACUCCUCUCUCUUUUCAGUGUGAGGAAACUGGGGUACUGAAGGAAUUGGCUAACACCAUAAUGCAGUUUGCUGUCUCCCCCUCUCCAGACCACCAGGAUGAAGAUUCCUCGUUGAAUACGUAUCUUAUAAACCGUCAUGCACCACAGUUUGAUGACACCUUUCCACGGUCUAUUGAUAUACCGGAGACAACCCCAGUUAACUCUACCAUUGCUCAGUUGACAGCAAUAGACAGUGAUGCUGGCUUUAAUGGAAAGAUGGUCUAUGUCAUCUCUUCGGGAAACGAGGAGAGCUGUUUUGAUAUUGACACAGAAGUGGGUUUACUGCUAGUACUUUCUCCUUUGGACCAUGAAAGAACAAGUUUCUAUGUACUUAACAUCACAGUAUAUGAUCUCGGCAGUCCUCAGAAGUCAACAUGGAAAUUAUUAGCUGUGAAUGUUCUGGAUGUAAAUGACAAUGCACCUACAUUUUUGCAAAGCACAUAUUUAAUACCUAUACCAGAGGACAUAAGAAUGGGUACAACAGUUGCUGUGUUGACAGCUAAUGAUGCUGAUACAAAUGACAACAGCAGAGUGAAAUAUUCCUUUCUCACACACAGUGAUAAAUUUGCUAUCAACAGUGUUACUGGAGAAGUAGUAGUGACUGCUACUCUUGAUAGAGAAUUGGAGCCUCAGUACAUAUUAAAAGUUGAAGCCAGAGACCAGCCACAAAAGGGUCAUCAACUCUUUGCAAUUGCUGAUCUGGUUAUUUCUUUGGAAGAUGUAAAUGACAAUGCUCCGUACUGUAUCCCAGCCUUGAACAAGAUGAAUGUUCCUGAGGAUUUGCCUUUAGGGACCAUUCUACUAUUCCUGGAAGCUUUUGAUCCAGAUAUUACCUCUGAAGGAGAGCUGGAAUACAGUCUGAUCACUGAUCAUGAAAAUACGUUUCAUCUGAAUGAACUUACAGGGUCUUUAACAUUGGAAAAAGAAUUAGAUUAUGAAAAAAUGGAGUUUUAUAAUAUCUCAGUAAAGAUAAGUGAUGCUGGGAAGCUCUCUUCUCUCUGCUAUAUUGAGGUAAAUGUUUUGGACAUUAAUGAAAAUCUGCACCCUCCUUCCUUUGAUUCUUUUGUGUAUGAAGGAUCAGUGAAAGAAAACAGCCAAGAAGGGACACCUGUGAUGAGAGUAGUAGCUCAAGAUGGUGAUAGAGGAAAAGAUGGACAAAUCCAGUAUUUCAUCAGAGAGGGAUCUGGCAUGGCUCUCUUCAACAUUGAAAAUGACACAGGUGUUAUUUUUACCAUGGGGCCACUCGACAGAGAAUUGUGUUCUCAUUAUUGGUUGACAGUACUUGCUGUUGAUAAAGGAUCAGUCCCCCUGUCUUCUGUGGUUGAAAUUUACAUUGAAAUCAGUGACAUCAAUGAUAAUCCACCUCAGAUAUCCAGAACUGUCUUUUAUUCUUCUGUCUUGGAGAAUUCACCAGCCAACACUUCCAUCCUUCAAGUUGAAGCUGUUGAUCCAGAUACUGAUUCACAGGGAAAACUGACUUUCCUCAUCAUAAAUGGAAACCAUCAAGGAAUGUUUGCCAUUAAUCCAUUCACUGGUUUGAUUUACACCACUUCUCAGCAGCUAGAUCGUGAACACAAGGCUGAACAUAUCUUAGAAGUUUCAGUUUCAGACAAUGGGGAUCCGGUUUUGCAGUCUAGCAGUAGAGUGGUAAUCCAGGUCCUUGAUGUGAAUGACAAUCCUCCCAGCUUCUCCCAAAAGUUGUUUAUGGUUCAGCUGCCAGAAAAAGCAGCCUCCGAAACUCCUUUGCCGGUCUACAGGGUGAUUGCUGCAGAUCGUGACGAGGGACUGAAUUGCCAAAUCACUUACAGCCUAGAAGAAAACAGUGAGGGACUGUUCAGCAUCCAUCCAGUGACAGGCAUAGUGUUCUCCCAAAAGGCUUUCUCUGCCCAAGAAUACAACAUACUUACAGUCAAGGCUACUGAUGGUGGCACCCCACAGCUUUCCUCCAGUGUGAGGCUUCACAUUGACUGGAUCCCAAAGCCCUUCCCCUCCUCAGAGCCAUUGGCUUUUGAUGAACCUCAUUUCAACUUUACAGUCAUGGAAACAGAUCCCGUGAACCACAUGGUGGGAGUGAUCAGUGUUGAUGCUGGGCUCAGCCAGAUCUGGUUUAAUAUCACAGGUGGUGAUGAUGCUAUGAAUUUUGACAUCGAGAAGAGCACUGGCAGCAUUGUUAUUGCAAGAACUCUAGAUGCAAAGGAAAGAUCAAACUACAAUCUCACCAUAGAAGUCACAGAUGGAUCAAGCAUCAUUAAGACACAGGCUUACAUCCAUGUGAUUGACAUUAACCAGCAUCCACCACGGUUUUUGGAGUACCACUAUGAAGCUCGCAUUCCAGAAGACACGCCCCCUGGGACAGAAUUCCUUGGCGUCAGUGCAGCUGACCAGGAUCGUGGGAAAGGGUUGAUCUACACCCUCCAUAGCAGCUUAGAUCCUAGGAGCUUGAAAUUCUUUCAAAUAGACCCAAGCCGUGGCACGCUCGUCACAGUAUCAGACCUUGAUGCUCAAUCCAUGCCACUGCAUACUUUGACAGUUAUGGUACGAGACCAAGAUGUCCCUAUCAAGCGAGACUUUGCCCGAAUUGUCAUUCAUAUCGAGGGCUGUAACAGCCACCCUCCACAGUUCACCAGCCUCCAUUAUAAAGCAGAAAUUCUGAAUGUGGCUUCAAUUGGCACAGAAGUUGUGCAAGUCCGUGCUCUGGAUCUAGAUCAAGGAGUUAAUGCUGAAGUCCACUAUUGCUUUGAAGCAGGGAACAGCGGAGGCUUUUUCACAAUCAACAAGUUAUCUGGAAUUAUUACAGUUUCUCAGAAGUUAGAUCAAUCCAAGCAAGAAAGAUUUGCUCUCACAGUAAAAGCAGAAGAUCAAGGAUUUCCCCAGCUGAAAGAUUCAACUACUGUGAACAUUUAUAUUAAGGCUUCUGAUACUACUCCCCCACAGUUUACAGAAGAAGAAUAUGUUGUCGAGAUCAGUGAAUCUGCAAUCAUUGGAUCUCCAGUAAUCCUUGUUUCUGCUAUAAGCUCUUCAUUUGUUACUUACGAAAUAAAAGCUGGAGAUAAAGACGGCUUCUUUUCUAUCAAUUAUCAAUCUGGACUUAUUUCUACCCAGAAGAGCUUAGAUUUUGAACAGACUUCAUCUUACCAGCUGAAAAUUCGGGCCACCAACAUGGCAGGAUCAUUUAUGGAUGUUCCAGUGUUUGUUUAUCUCAUAGACCAAAAUGACAACCUGCCUAUCUUUGAUAAGCCUUCUUUUAUUGGCUGGAUCGAUGAGAAUAUUCCAUUUGGUAGCAUAGUUGUGGAUGAAAACAAUAUACCGCUAGUGAUAAAUGCAACAGAUGCUGACCAAGAUUCUAAUGCUUUGUUGAUUUAUGAAAUUUUGGAGAUGGAAGCCAUGACUUUUUUCAAAAUAGACCAAACUAUGGGCACUCUUACUACUUGUGCUGAUAUAGAUUAUGAACAUAAUACAGUUUUUCACUUUGGUGUCCAUGUUCAUGAUAGUGGCAACCCCAUUUUGUUUGCUUCCAAACCUGUUCAAGUCACCAUUUAUAUCAGAAAUAUAAACGACUGUCCUCCAGUAUUUAUCAAAAGUUUUUAUGACCUUUCUGUGAUGCUUCCUAUUCAUGAUGGUAUGGAACUUUUAAAAGUUAAUGCAAAAGAUGCAGACUCUGAAGUAAUCUACAGUAUAGCCGAAGGAAACCUUACGAAUACGUUUUUCAUCCACAAAACAACUGGCGCUAUCUCUGUAGUAAAUCAUACUAAUGUAGGAAACUAUCAUGAAUUUACAAUUAGAGCUGGAGAUGGUUUAUACGUGGCCAGUACAUUGGUCAGACUACAUUUUACUGAACCACAGGACAGCAUUUUAAAAUUUGAUCAAGAUGUAUAUUUAGCCACAGUAAAGGAAAAUUCCACAGAAUCUCAGAUUAUUAUUGUUCUUGGUGUUAUUGGAAAUCAACUGAAUGAACCCCUUUUUUACUCUAUCUUGAAUGGCACAGAGUGGUUCAGAAUGAUUCCAUCUUCAGGAGUGCUACAGACCAAGAACGUGAAGUUUGAUCGUGAAAUUCAAGAUGUGUAUGAAAUAGCAGUGGAAGUAAAAGAUAUUAGAAAUCCACCAGGGGUUUCUCAAGCAAUUGUAAGAAUAAUAGUGGAUGAUAUUAAUGAUAAUCCACCCCAGUUUGAAAACCUACCUUAUUAUAUAGCAAUACCGGCUGGCACUGAGCCAGGUGAUAUUAUCUUUACGAUUUCUGCAACAGAUCAGGAUCUGGGAAAUAACAGAGUCAUUUUUUACUCCUUUGUAGAAGAGUACCAGCAUUUCUGGAUUGACCCCUAUUCAGGAGACAUCUCACUCAAACAACCACUUGAUUUAAAAACUUUAAAUAAAUACACACUGAGUAUUAUUGCCCGAGAUGGUGGUGAGCCUCCCUUGUAUGCUGAGGAAGAGAUUACUGUAAUGGUGAAGAACAAAUCUAGCCCUCUGUUCCCAAGUCUCUUCUACACUGCAAAGGUGCCUGAAAGCAAUCCACCCUACACACCCAUUCUCCACCUCCAGGCCCGAAGUCCUGAAGGAUUACGCUUGAUAUAUAAUAUUGUGGAAAAAGACGCUCUCAGACUGUUCCAUAUUGAUUUCAAGACCGGCAUGCUUAUGGCCACAAGCCAAUUGGAUUAUGAAUCUGAUACAAAACAUACGUUUACUGUCAGAGCUACAGAAACAGCAGCGGGUUCCUAUUCAGAAGCAAUUGUGGAAGUUCAUGUCGAGGAUGUUAAUGAUAAUUUUCCUUUAUUUUCACAGACAGUUUAUACUGUAUCUAUCUCAGAAGAUGUGCCAGCUCAGACCCCUGUAAUUCAGCUCUUGGUUACUGACCAAGAUUCAGGGUGGAACAAGCUUGUUUCAUAUCAGAUUUUAGAGGAUCACUCAGAAUCCUCAAAGUUCUUCAGCAUUGAUGGCAGCACUGGUGAAAUAUCAACAACUCAGGGUCUAGAUUAUGAAAUGAACCGCGAAUUUCAUAUUAAAGUGAGAGCCACAGACCAUGGGCUGCCCCCACUCAGCAGUGAAGUUCUUGUGAUCGUCAGCGUGCUGGAUAUCAAUGACAACCCACCACAAUUCAGUCAACUUCAGUAUCAGGCUAAUGUGAGUAAAAUGGUCAGCUGUGGUCAGGUUGUUGUAAAGGUACAGGCUUUUGAUCCUGACAGCAGAGAUACUCCUAGACUGGAAUAUAUGAUACUUUCAGGAAAUGAGAAAAGGCAUUUCACAAUGGAUAGCACUUCUGGUAUCAUUUCCACACUAAACCACUGCAAAAAAAAUCUGGAAUCAUUUUACGGUCUUAGAGUUUCUGCUUCAGACGGAGUUUUUAAAGCCACUGUGCCAGUAUAUAUCAAUACAACUAAUGUAAAUAAAUAUAGCCCAGCAUUUCAACGGGAUGUUUAUGAAGUUGUAUUAGCUGAAAAUACAAAAAUAGGAACUGAAGUGAUCGAGUUGUCAGCUAUUGACCCAGAUGAUGGUGCUUAUGGCACCAUAGAUUAUAUCAUCAUAAACAAGCUUGGCCAGGAGAAGUUUCUAAUCGACGACAAGGGGCGCAUUGAAACGCUGCAGAAACUGGACAGAGAAAAUUCUACAGAAAGAGUUGUUGAUAUUAAAAUCAUGGCCAAGGAUGGGGGAGGAAAGGUGGCAUUUUGCACUGUUAAAAUAAUACUUACAGAUGAAAAUGACAAUCGACCUCAGUUCAAAGCUUCUGAAUACCUGUUGUCUAUCCGGUCCGAUAUGAGAAAGGGAUCUCCAGUCAUUCAAGUUUUAGCUUAUGAUGCCGAUGAAGGAGUAAAUGCUGAUGUCAUCUACUCUGUUGAUAGAGUCAUUACAGAAGAUGUGAUUGAGAUUAACACUGCCACAGGUGUUAUCGUAGUCAAGGAGAGUCUCAAGGGACUAGAAAACCGAACUCUGAAAUUUGGAGUCAAAGCUGAAGAUGCCAAGCCUCCCAACUGGCAUUCAGUUGUCCCAGUGGAGCUUCAAGUUGUUCCAAGGGAAGUAUCUUUGCCAAGGUUUUCUGAGCCAUUAUAUACUUUCUCAGCAUAUGAAGAUCUCCCAGAAGGUUCAGAAAUAGGAUUAGUUCGAGCUAUAGGAAAAGAACCCAUCAUCUACAGUCUGGUAGAAGGAACCUCUGCUGAAAGUAAUGAGGAAGAGAUAUUCACUUUGGAUAAGCAAACAGGGAUCUUGACUGUUCAGAAGGCAAUGGACUAUGAAAAGAUGAAAUGGUACCAAGUAGAUGUCUUAGCUCGUUCUUCAUAUAAGAAUACUGAAUUGGUCUCUUUAGUAUCCAUCAACAUCCACGUAAAAGAUGUCAAUGAUAACAAACCUAUUUUUGAGGCAGAUCCUUACAGAGCUUUUGUCAUGGAGAACAUGCCAGCAGGGACUCCUGUGAUUCAGAUAACUGCUAAUGACCAGGAUACUGGAAGUGAUGGGCAAGUGACCUAUAGCCUAGGAUCAGGAUUAAGCUAUAUCAGAGAAUUCUUCACUAUUGAUAGUGAAAAUGGCUGGAUUAUGACCCUUAAAGAACUAGACUGUGAAGUUCAGAAAAGCUACAAAUUUUUUGUUGUAGCUUCAGAUCAUGGAAAGAAGAUCCAAUUUUCUUCUCAAACUCUAGUAGAAGUCACUGUCGCUGAUGAAAAUGAUAAUGCUCCAGAGUUCUCCAAACAAAUUUACAGAGGAUCGGUUGUUGAGAAUGCUGAGCCUGGGCAGAUGAUAACCAUUCUUAAUAGUAUUGACAGAGAUCUUUCAGAAGAAAAUAGACAGGUUGUGUGUUACAUCACUGAAGGAGAUGUUCUGGGGCAAUUUGGUAUCAGUGAAGUUGAUGGGAAAUGGAAGGUUUUUUCCAAGAAGCUUCUGGACAGGGAAGAAACAGAAAAAUAUCUGCUCAAAGUCAUGGUAUCUGAUGGAAAAUUUCAAGCAGCCACAGAAGUGGAGAUUUUAGUCCUUGAUGUUAACGAUAACAGCCCUGAAUGCAAGCAGACACUAUACGAAGGGAAAGUUUCAGAGGUUGCAUCCCAAGGAUUUUCUGUUCUUAAAGUGUUGGCUACAGAUGUCGAUGCUGGUAGCAAUGGUCAGAUCACUUACAGCCUUCAUGGAGUUGGUGCUGAGGAUUUUAGACUGGAUUCUUAUACAGGAGAACUGACUACUUCUACGUUAUUGGACCGGGAACUGAAAUCAAAGUAUCACCUUGUUGCCAAGGCAACAGAUGGAGGGGGGCGUUUUUGCCAGAUGGAAAUUACUGUGCAUGUAGACGAUAUAAAUGACAAUGCUCCCAGGUUCUAUCCCAGUCAUUAUGCUGUAGCCAUAUAUGAUAAUACAUCAAUAAAAACGCCCAUUGCAGUUGUUUUUGCAAAGGAUCCUGAUGAAGGUCUCAAUAGUGAGGUGAGGUAUCACCUUGCUGAGUCAGCUAAUGGCCAUUUUUCAGUCAAUGAGGUAACUGGUGUAAUCCUUCUAGAGAAGCCUCUUAAGGAAUCCCCUUCAGUUCUGGAGUUGACUGUGUUGGCCGAGGACAGGGGGGUUCCACAGUCUCUCUCUUCCUUUACUACUGUGACUGUCUCAGUUGUGGAUCUAAAAGAAUAUCUGCCAGUAUUUCUCAGCACAGAAUAUUUAAUUGAGGUAAAGGAGAAUGUGGCCGUUGGGACAGAAGUUUUGAAUCUAUCUACCUUGACAAGAAGUACUGUUGCAAACACGGAGAUUAGAUAUGAAAUCACAAGCGGAAAUUAUCUUGGGAAGUUCAGGCUCCAUUCAAGCACUGGCAUCCUGUACAUUAAUGGAACUCUGGAUUUUGAAGUUGCCCAUGAAUAUUAUUUAACCAUCGAGGGUAUACGAAAAACUUCUACAUCUUUCAGUGAUGUCACAAUGAUUUUGAUCAACGUCACAGACAUAAAUGAUCAUGUGCCAGAAUUUGGCCAAGAUCUCUAUAUUGCCAACAUCAGUGAGGAUGCAGCCAUUGGUGAAAUAGUGUUCACGGUGAGACAUAAUCACAAUCAGGGUGGACAACAUUCUGUGGGAUGCAAGCCACAUUUUACAGUGUUGCACAGGGGUCUGCCUUUUGUGUUUUUCUAUCUGGAUUUUUGAGGGAUGUUCAGGAAGACCUAUUGCUAUUAGAAGUUACAAUUAUUC
Messenger RNA from Notechis scutatus (mainland tiger snake), 10359 nucleotides. The record is from RefSeq and is a predicted model, not a curated record. NCBI's taxonomy places the organism in Eukaryota, Metazoa, Chordata, Lepidosauria, Squamata, Elapidae.